AUGGAUGGGAUAAGUUUCUUACCUGAUGACUUGCUCUUGAAGAUAUUGUCAUUACUUCCUACAAAAGAUGCUGUGGUCACAAUGAUUUUGUCUAAACGAUGGAAACCUCUUUGGAUGUCAAUACCACACCUUGAAUAUAUCGAUGAUACCUAUCAUAAAACCACGUACGACAGAUUUCGGCGCUUUGUUCAAGGCUCUUUGUCUCUCCAUGAGGCUCCAGUAAUAGAAAGCAUGUGCUUAAAAUUAAUUCAUAAUAAUCCGGAGAUUCGUACAUGGGUUAAACACGCACUUACACACCAUGUACGUAAGCUGGACAUUCAUCUUUCUUACAAUCAUUGGCCUAUCACACUGCCAAAGAGUCUAUAUACUUGUAAAACACUCGAGUCCUUGCAUCUUUGGCGUGCGGUUAUUGGUGAUGUUCCUGUUCUGGCCUGUCUUCCGUCUCUCAAGGCUUUGUUCCUCAUUGGUGUGACGUGCCCAAACGACGAAUCUGUUCAUAGGCUUUUGUCUGCUUGUCCUAUCCUUGAAUCCUUGGUUGUGCUACUAAGUGGAAGAGUCAUGACUUUUACAGUAAAUGUCCCUUCUUUGCUGACUCUAGAUAUAUCUAGAGAAUCAAGGUACAAAAAUAACAAUCAUUUGACUGUGAUCGACGCCCCUUCCUUGACGUUUCUAAAGAUUAGAGAUCACUUAGGCAGCAUUUUUGUGAUUAAGAAUGUCUCUAUGGUGAGGGAAGCGGAUGUUGAUGUUGAUUAUGACAGUAAUGAAAAGCUUAUCGAAUCUCUCACCCUCGGUCGAGCGUCUACGGUUAUGUAUGUGGAUUCCAAAGAACGAGCGCUCGUCUUUAUCUCUCCAAAACCUCUCCUCCCAAACUCAGCGCCGCCAAACCCUAAUUCUCUUCGAUCUGUCUCCUCGGUGGCCGGCGCUCCUCGCUGCCGCCGGGGAGGCCUUUGUCCUCCUUUGUGUUUCGUGUGCCUUGUGGAUUGCGACGGUUUGGCUCCAGUGACCUUUAACAGAGGCGGAUUCGAGGGAGAAGUGUGGCAUCUCGACUUUCCCUCGGUGAGGUCUCUGGUGGAAGCUUCGGUGGCGCAUGGUGUGGGAUCUUCUGGAUCUCGGUGUGGCCGCUGCGCGUCUUUCAUGAAUCAUUUUGGGGUGAAGGCUCGACCUGCUUGGAAUCAGCCAAGUUGUGUUCCUGAAUGUGUCUUAGCCAAUCUGAAAACAUUUGAGUGGACAAGAUAUAAAGGGACUCAAGAAGAGAAAGAGCUUGUGAAAUUUAUCUUAACAAAUGGUCAGAGACUAGAGAAGUUGAAUGUCCCCCUUAAUCGUCAACAACUAGCGGAUAUUAACAUAGCCACAACUAAGCUUCACAUCCACAAGGCCAAAGUGCCUAACCAAAUCAAGUGA
Eutrema salsugineum is the source of this 1401-nucleotide messenger RNA. RefSeq names its product putative FBD-associated F-box protein At5g50270. The coding region runs from base 1 to 1401 and encodes 466 amino acids. The record is from RefSeq and is a predicted model, not a curated record. NCBI's taxonomy places the organism in Eukaryota, Viridiplantae, Streptophyta, Magnoliopsida, Brassicales, Brassicaceae. Gene Ontology annotation, molecular function: protein binding. The transcript is spliced from 3 exons.